Clunio marinus is the source of this 213-nucleotide messenger RNA. NCBI's taxonomy places the organism in Eukaryota, Metazoa, Arthropoda, Insecta, Diptera, Chironomidae. The record is from the annotation of a GenBank genome assembly.
AUGAGUUGCCAAAGUUUCAAUAAGAGACUUGGAAAACAGGUCACGGAGGAUCGUCUUAGAUCAAUAUGUUUGCCAAAAAAAUCAACUAAUGCGGCUAAAAGGCUUUUUAUCAGUCAAUUGUUAAAAGUUUUUCUUAUGUUUCAUUGUGAUCAAAUAGAUUUUAUUCUUAGAUUAAAUGAUGUGAGGAAAAUUGCAGGAAAAUUGUCUGUUUAG